CGAGGCUGUAGAAUAUGGUCGCCAACGUCGCAAGGCUUGGGAAACAACGCGACAGACGCGUUGAACAAUCGUGGAAAGAGCUCACCCCAUACUCCCAGCAUGCCCGGUGACCGCAAGUCUUUAAAAUGCUACAUCUAAAUCCGCCUAGAUUGACAUACGCGGAUGGAAUUAACUGAGGCGUUGUAGCCAUGGCGUCGGUAACCUCACUGGGGCUUCAUUACCCCACGGCUCUACAAUACUUACAACAGGAGCAUCUGCUGUCUGAGGACCCGGCGCCCGAUACCUAUGAGUGGCAAACAAUAGCCAAUGAUGACGAAGGAGUUGCUGGCUACGAUGAACUCGUCACUACGAAAACUUGUGUCGUCUGGUGUAGAGGUGGAAUCGUCCGAAAGAGCUUUCGAUUUGAGAUUGAAGACGAACCGGUCACCCAAGCACUUCUCACGAGUUUCUCGACAGAGCACACGAAAAGGCAUUUUGACCGAAAUAAGACAGCUUCUGCCGAUUCCCAACCCCACCACGCGGAUGCGGAACGGACGACUACACUGGAUGAGGAGCACAGCCGGUCAAAAGCCCUUGUGGUGUUUUUAAGGACACAGGCUCAUAUCUACUUCCUCUCUGGCACGAGCCAUAUCGUCCACCUACCAUUCGAAGUUGAGCAUGCAAUUGCCUCUACAAACGGGCUCAUUCUGCAAAGGAAACUGCAGUCCGAAAAGCUGGCGCCAUUGUCAUUGAAGUUUCCUCGCGUCCCGCCGAAUUCCUUUAUGACUUCUCAGCCGCAACCAUGGUCUGCAGCUAGUUCAAUCCAAUCUACAUUCUCUAUUGCAAGCCUCGGCUCUCCACAGCAGCUUAACUUGCCGCCGACAUCUUUACUGGGUGACUUAUGGCAAUCUCCACCUCGCAAAGAUGAUUCUCGCUGGCCCCGACUUUUUUCGCUCACGGAUCCGCUCGCGGAACUAGGUCUCGUUGUGGCAUCUGCGAAGGUUAACGGUGCCAGGAGGUCAUCGCUGAGGGCUGUAGCCAUAGACCCUGCUGACGAAAUUAUCCAUGUGACUGAUCCUCAUAACGUUACUGAAACGAAUAUGGAUGUCGAGGGUUCAGUUACACUUGCUGUCACUCUGAACCGAGAAACGAGCAUGUAUACAGUCUGGACAAUGGAAUAUGUGAACCAAGAAGAACCACUUGUUAGAAAGCCAUCAAGGACGAGUGAUGUAAAGCCUCGCCGCCGAAGCUCAUUCAUGCCAGGCACCGGUGCAACAACCCCAGUUGCAAAUACCCAACAUACCUUUCGAGAGAGUUUUGGAGGUGCCGGUGCUGGUAUUAGCAUACUGAAGCCUUCGAAGAGGAGAGAAGACGACGCAGUCAAACAAAAUGUCGAUUUUGUUUCCUCUUUGGAUCCAGACUCGGAAAUCAACGGUGUUCCGAGGAGGAAAUCAAGACGUGUGAGCUCAAUGUUAGCAAGAGGCGACCUUUCGGCCUCGGCAUCUCACGAUCGAUCGAUGUUCUCGGAAAUGAGCACCGUGGGACAACAACCUAAUCCACGUGUGGAUUCCAUGGGGGGCCACAACGGCAGGGCCAGCUUUGGAUUUCACAAGGGAUUCAAGAAUUCUACUUCGAACCAGCUUCCGCUUAAUUCUAGUGUCAAUAGCUUUCUUGAGGCUCCGAUUGAUGACCUUCUGGAGGAACUGAAGGCUGGAGGAGACUUUGAAGGGUUUCACAAUAUGGGACUUGAAGAUGAAGACUUCGAGGGUCUCAGGAAGGAGAUCGUGUUCACGAAGAUCGAAUCCAUACCUGUCGAACGCAGCAACUUACGAUAUUCAACCCAACACAAACCAGCGCAGAGCCAAUGUCGAGUUUUCACUUUGGCUGCUCCAUCAAGCUCUCUGCAACGAAACCAAAUUUUCCUCUGUAUACUCGAUCCCGAGGAGAAGAAAUUUGUUGUUGUUACCCUCAAUUCAACAUUGAGUAAAAAGAAGCGAACACCUCAGGGUGCACAGAAAGCCAAAAAGCAGAAUCCAGAUGGAACCAAGGACCCAGUUGUUAACUGGGGCGAUGUCGUCAGGGCAGAUCAUGUCAUAGAUGCUUGCAAGGUAUUUGACGGAGGAAUUUCCCGAAUUCUAGUUCUGUCGGAGACAACGGAUGGGUUCGGAGAACUGACACUACAAGCACCAUGGGGAUUACUGAUGAAAAUAUCUGUUCCAGAUAGGCUGGUAAUGAAUAACAUCUUAAGCCUCGGGUAUAAUGGCCAGCCUCACACCAAAUCCGAGGAAAAUCGGACGAAAAUGUUGAGUAGCGGGCCUAGAGCAUUACGUGGCUUACGAAACCCAUUGCCUGGUGGGAUGGUGGAUAUUGUCGACGAAGAGGGUAGAUCCCACCAGUUGCACUUGCGGAUGGAGGCUCGACUUCCCCUUGUGAAAAAUGUCCUCGAUGCCUGCAAAUACGUGCUGCCGAAUAAAGGCGGAGAAGCCGUUCUUGCUGGGUGGUGGAACAUUCGACAGUGGCUUACUGAUAAACCAUACAUUGGAUGCGACAACGAAUGGAGUGCUCUCGUUGUGUCGCUUUUUAUUCUUGUGCUGCCGUUUCGAGAUUUGCGAGCAAAGCCUCUUCGUGCUAGCCCGCGAAAACCCCGAGCCGGCUCCGUACGGACUGGCCGCACUGUAGACUCAGCUACAAAGGAUGUAGAUGACAUUCUCCAUCGCGAAUGCACCAUGGGGAAUUCACUUCCAUCCUGGGCUCUCACGAGUGGGUGGGACUGGCUGAGAAAAGAAGACAAACCUAACCUCAUAACUCCACCAAAGCCUUUAGGCGAUGAAAACAGCUUCUUACAAAGACACGUUAAUAUUGCUCAAGACUAUCUUAAUACGGCAUUGGGCGAUGCUGCUGUCGGGGCUAGUGGAUAUCUACCCACUGCCCAUAGCCAGAGUCCAGACUUGCGGAUGGAGGCCCUUACUCAAAUCAUCUCAGGACUACACUUAUUGCACGAAGAAUAUAAACUGAACAUCGCAACGGUCGACUCAUUAACUACAGGACGUGCCAGCCUGGCAUCUGUACUGUCGCAAAUGUGCAGAUGGAUAGGCUGGAACGACUGGGCGGACUCAUACGACAUUGAAGAUGCUGUGGCAGAGGGCGUUGCGUUCAAUCCCACAACUGCCACAGUUUUAGCUCAGCCUUCUCUUCCGCCGUCUAUCUACGACUGGAUUGAAAAGUCGUUAACUGUGAAGAUAAACACGCCAUUUAUGGCACUUACAGAUGUCAAAAAUAGGACGUAUAGUAAUGGUGGCUCCAUAAUUGAGCAAGAAUCGUCGUCCAUCACACCACGGACGUCACUAUUCAGAAAGCUAUUCACUGUUGUACAUCCGAGCGCGUCGUCAAUUGAGAUUGUGGAAGCCCUGUACGCAGCUGGUUUCACCACGCAUAUUUUAGAUACCCUUCCGGAGGCUCUUCUCAUACCUUUCAGAGAGGCAUUGAUCGAUUGUCAAAGUCAUCUUCAGGUCUCCUGGGGGAGAGAGCUUCUGAGUCUCGUCGGACGAGAAGAUGUUAACAUGCUCCUUUUCCCCGAACAAAGGGAAAGGGUUGCAUACGCAUCCCCCUUGGCGCCAACACAUGAGUCGAGUAAUGAUGUACAUUCGAUCUGUUUAUCACUUUCGGAACAAGAGACUGUCGGCGCUUUUGAUGGCUCUGCAGAAGUUGAUCGGCAAUCAAUCAGUCGACUCAUUUUCAAAGAUGAUAGGCGGCUCAAUGAAGCGGCCAAAAUCUUGAACACCUCGAAACCCACUUUGGCCCGCUGCGAACCGGAACCGGACUGGUCAGAGUCCGAUUUACUAGAGGCACAGAAGGUACAUGUACAGGAAUUGGCGGUUCGAACAUUGGCCGUGCCCCCUGGACGAGGACUGUUGUACUUCAGUGCACGGGUUCCCCUUUUGACAGAGAAGUUUCCUAUUGGAGGGUUUAACCUUCACUGUGUGUUCAAACCAGCAAAUAACACUGUUGGGGUCGAUAAGAAUGCAUUCACCGAGGAGAAAGUGUGCUGGGCAUUUUUCCAUGCUGGCGUCUCGGCAGGGUUGGGCAUUUCCCGCCAAGCAAGAGGCAUAGAUACCUCUUGGAUUUUGUUCAACAAGCCUCAGGAAUUAAGCAAUCGACAUGCAGGAUUCCUCCUUGCGCUCGGCUUAAACGGCCAUCUUAAAUGUGUGGCGAAAUGGGUAGCAUUUAAAUACCUCACCCCUAAACAUACCAUGACGUCCAUUGGCCUGUUGUUGGGAUUGGCAGCAUCAUAUCUUGGGACGAUGGAUUCUCUUAUUACUCGCCUUCUCUCCGUACAUGUUACGCGAAUGCUACCUCCUGGAGCUGCAGAGCUUAACCUCUCUCCUCUGACACAGACAACUGGCAUCAUGGGCAUUGGUCUCCUAUACUGCAACACUCAACAUCGCCGAAUGAGCGAAAUCAUGCUUUCGGAGAUUGAGCAUGUUGAAACUGAAGUGCUGGAUGAGCCCCUGAGAAAUGAAGGCUACAGACUUGCAGCGGGAUUCGCCCUCGGGUUCAUCAACCUAGGGAAAGGUUCUGAUCUUCGAGGUUUACAUGAUAUGCAGUUGACGGAGAGGCUGUUGAAGCUUGCCGUUGGAAGCAAGAAAGUCAACUUGAUACAUGUCCUCGACAAAGCAACCGCUGGUGCUGUUAUUGCCAUUGCUCUCAUAUUUAUGAAGUCUGAAGAUCAUGCUUUAGCACGGAAGAUCGACGUUCCCAGUUCCAUUCUUCAAUUUGAUUAUAUCAGGCCCGACACGUUCCUGCUCCGCACACUUGCAACACAUCUGAUUAUGUGGAGCAAAAUUGAAGCAACUGCGUCCUGGAUUGAGAAGAAUUUGCCGAGAGAAUACAAAUUCAAGAGUAGCCUGACCAGCGUCCAUCACCUAUCAGCCGAAGAUUUACCAUUUUACAAUAUACUCGGUGGCCUUUGCUUCAGUAUUGCUCUACGAUACAGUGGAACUGGGGACCUUCGUGUUAGAGACCUCCUUGUCCACUAUCUGGACCAAUUUAUGCGCAUCUGUGCUCUUCCAGCCUCCAAUUAUGACCAGAAGCUGGCACGGAAUACUAUUCGGAACUGUCAAGACCUUCUGGCACUUUGUGCGGCUACAGUGAUGGCUGGAUCUGGUGACCUGGUGGUUUUCAGGCGCCUCAGAGUGUUGCGUGGCCGCGACGACAACGAGACGCCAUAUGGAAGCCACAUGGCAGCACACGUUGCAAUCGGCGCAUUGUUUCUUGCUGGCGGCACUCACACGUUUGGCACGUCGAACCUUGCCAUCGCGGCUCUUAUGGCUGCUUUCUACCCACUCUUCCCAACUUCGAUUUUGGACAACAAAUCUCAUCUCCAAGCUUUCCGCCACUUCUGGGUCCUAGCAACAGAAGCAAGGUGUGUGGUAGCACGCGACAUUGAUACCAAUAUGCCGGUUUCCAUACCCCUUGAGAUUUCUCUACGCACGGACAAGUUUACCACGGGAACCAACCCUUCGGUGUCAAGACAUGCACCUUGUCUUCUCCCUGAGAUUGACAAUAUAAUCUCCGUCGGUACCGAAAGUCGAGAAUUCUGGAACGUGGUGCUCGAUUUUGAGAAGAACCCUGAUCACUUGAAAGCAUUCAAGUCAACACAAACCAUAUACGUAAGAAGACGCCCUGCUUAUGAUGCAAGUGCGGCGGCUUUCCACGCUACCCUUCAGGCCCUUGAUGAUACAGAUGGAGCAGAUCAGCAUCCUCUGCAGUGGUUAUUUGAGCUACCGGCAUUUUCCAUGCUGACAACAGCGGAACGAGCUCUUGUUAUUCCGCCGGAGGGCUCUAAGGGACGAGCAGCUCACACGAGCACAGAAGGUACGCUGGUGGAUGCGCGGUUGGUCCUGGAGGAGGCAACGCUUCACAGUGGUAAGAGAGACAGGUUGCAGGGCCUAAAAUUACUGUUUGAAUGGGCGAACAUGAUGCAGCGAGAUGGCAGAGAGAUGCAAUGGGUUCGGCAGGAGGUUGUAGAUAGGCUCAGGGCAAAAGUUUGGAUGAUGAGCAUCGAAGGUGACGAUGAGCAUCAAUGAUGGGGUUAGAAACAUAGACGGUAUACGAAUGCAAUGAUGCAAGGCUAUAUUCUUGGAACAUAGAUAGCAACAUAGAAACAUAAUCUGCU
Pseudogymnoascus verrucosus is the source of this 6154-nucleotide messenger RNA. It is a transcript of the gene APC1, whose product is annotated as Anaphase-promoting complex subunit 1. Gene Ontology annotation, molecular function: molecular adaptor activity. Gene Ontology annotation, biological process: protein K11-linked ubiquitination; metaphase/anaphase transition of mitotic cell cycle; anaphase-promoting complex-dependent catabolic process. Gene Ontology annotation, cellular component: anaphase-promoting complex. NCBI's taxonomy places the organism in Eukaryota, Fungi, Ascomycota, Leotiomycetes, Thelebolales, Thelebolaceae. The record is from RefSeq and is a predicted model, not a curated record. Bases 189 to 6065 code for a protein of 1958 amino acids. The transcript is spliced from 2 exons.